This is a messenger RNA of Impatiens glandulifera, 2058 nucleotides long. Its product is annotated as phosphatidylinositol 4-phosphate 5-kinase 2-like. NCBI's taxonomy places the organism in Eukaryota, Viridiplantae, Streptophyta, Magnoliopsida, Ericales, Balsaminaceae. Bases 1 to 2058 code for a protein of 685 amino acids. The transcript has 8 exons. Gene Ontology annotation, biological process: phosphatidylinositol metabolic process. The record is from RefSeq and is a predicted model, not a curated record. Gene Ontology annotation, molecular function: 1-phosphatidylinositol-4-phosphate 5-kinase activity; ATP binding.
AUGUCAUCUUCCCUCCACCUAGACAACAACAUUAAUAACAACAAUUUCACUUCUACUAACCAUGAAUAUGAUGAAGACGACUCCGAUGACUCCACUCCCUCGUCCCACCCUGGUCUCCGGCGGGUAGCUCCUGCCGGCGACGAUAUAUCCUUGGUGGAGAAAUUGCUGCCCAAUGGAGAUAUAUAUCGCGGGACAUUCUGGGGUAAGGUGCCUCAUGGUAGGGGGAAGUAUUUAUGGGCUGAUGGAUGUAUGUAUGAAGGUGAAUGGAAGAGAGGAAAAGCAAACGGAAAAGGGAAGUUUUCAUGGCCGUCUGGGGCAGCUUAUGUUGGUGAUUUUAAAGGUGGAAGAAUGGAUGGUGUUGGCACUUUUAUUGGAAGUGAUGGAGAUACUUAUAAAGGGUCAUGGCUUUCUGAUCGAAAACAGGGGUUUGGAGAAAAACAUUAUGUUAAUGGUGAUGUUUAUCUUGGUUCAUGGAAAGGAAAUGUUCAAGAUGGAGAGGGCAGGUAUGUUUGGAAGAUUGGUGGGAAUGAGUACAUUGGAGAAUGGAAAAAUGGAACACUAUCUGGUAAAGGGGUUAUGAUUUGGUCUACUGGAAACCGACUUGAUUGUCAAUGGGAAGAAGGUGUUCCUAAUGGGAUUGGACUGUUCAGUUCUGUUGAUGGCACAUCUUUUACAGGGACAUGGCUCGAUAUUUUGCAGAUUCAGCAGCAUAAGGAGUCUCUUCCUUUGCCUGCACCGUUUGGUGACAAUGGCGAUUUUCCUCGAGUUUGUGUUUGGGAAGAAGAUAAUGAACCGUCUGAUAUGGGUUAUGAUGAUAAUACUGACUCGCUUGAUUCUCUAAGUGAGCAGAUCAAUAAUAGGUACGAAGGAACAGAGACUAGGAAGCCUGGGAAUGUAAUAUCGAAGGGACAUAAAAACUAUGAAUUGAUGUUGAAUCUUCAAUUGGGUAUCAGGUAUUCUGUUGGGAAGCAUGUUUCUAUAAUCCGAGCUCUUAAGGCAUCUGAUUUUGAACCAAAGGAGAAAUACUGGACAAAAUUUCCAACUGGGGGUUCGAAAUCUACGCCAAGACAUCAUUCGGUGGACUUCAAAUGGAAGGAUUACUGUCCAAUGGUUUUCAGACACCUUAGGGAGCUGUUUGGCAUUGAUCCUGCGGAGUACAUGCUUGCUAUAUGUGGGAAUGAAGGCCUUCGAGAAUUAUCUUCUCCGGGUAAAAGUGGAAGUUUCUUUUAUCUAACACAAGAUGACCGGUUUAUGAUCAAAACCAUGAAGAAAUCGGAAGUCAAGAUGCUUAUUAAGAUGCUGCCAAGUUAUUAUAAGCAUGUUUCUCAACAAAAGAGUUCAUUGGUGACAAAGUUCUUCGGUCUGCACUGUGUUAAGCCAGCUGGAGGACAAAAGACACGUUUUGUUGUCAUGGGUAAUCUAUUCCAUUCGGACUAUCGAAUCCACAAGAGAUUUGAUCUGAAGGGUUCUUCACAUGGUCGAAUGACUGAUAAACCGGAAGCACAGAUUGACGAAAUGACCACUCUUAAAGAUCUUGAUCUUGAUUAUGUCUUUCACCUUCAAACAUCAUGGUUUGAAAAGCUUAUCAGACAAAUCGAUAGAGAUUGCGAGUUUCUAGAAGCAGAAAAGGUCAUGGAUUACAGUUUCUUGAUCGGUAUUCAUUUCUGCGAUGUCUACUCUUGUGAAAAGCCUGAAAUACCACCUUCAGAUAUGCAUUCCGGUAUGAAGCCAUUUAUGAAGCUAGGUGUGAACAUGCCAGCCCGUGCAGUUCGUGUAAACAAGACGACAGAAAGUGACCAUAAUCAGAAUAAUUUGGGAAGAGGAAGUAGCAGCAGCAACUCGACGCCAUCUUGGAUGGGCAGUGGUGAAGUAGUAUAUGAUGUUGUACUUUACUUUGGUAUAAUUGAUAUUCUUCAAGAUUAUGAUAUUAGCAAGAAGCUAGAACAUGCUUAUAAGUCAUUGCAUGUCGACCCGACUUCAAUAUCUGCAGUUGAUCCCAAGUUAUACUCUAAGAGGUUUCGGGAUUUCAUACACAGGAUAAUCCUUGAGGAAACAUGA